This is a messenger RNA of Lynx canadensis (Canada lynx), 1056 nucleotides long. It is a transcript of the gene WNT4, whose product is annotated as Wnt family member 4. Gene Ontology annotation, biological process: multicellular organism development; neuron differentiation; cell fate commitment. The transcript is spliced from 5 exons. The record is from RefSeq and is a predicted model, not a curated record. Gene Ontology annotation, cellular component: extracellular region. Gene Ontology annotation, molecular function: frizzled binding; cytokine activity. Bases 1 to 1056 code for a protein of 351 amino acids. NCBI's taxonomy places the organism in Eukaryota, Metazoa, Chordata, Mammalia, Carnivora, Felidae.
AUGAGUCCCCGCUCGUGCCUGCGUUCGCUGCGCCUCCUGGUCUUCGCUGUCUUCUCGGCCGCCGCGAGCAACUGGCUGUACCUGGCCAAGCUGUCCUCCGUGGGGAGCAUCUCGGAGGAGGAGACGUGCGAGAAGCUCAAGGGCCUGAUCCAGAGGCAGGUGCAGAUGUGCAAGCGGAACCUUGAGGUGAUGGACUCGGUGCGCCGAGGUGCUCAGCUCGCCAUCGAGGAGUGCCAGUACCAGUUCCGGAACCGGCGCUGGAACUGCUCCACGCUCGACUCCCUGCCUGUCUUCGGCAAGGUGGUGACUCAAGGGACCCGGGAGGCGGCCUUCGUGUACGCCAUCUCUUCAGCAGGUGUGGCCUUCGCGGUGACGCGGGCAUGCAGCAGCGGGGAGUUGGAAAAGUGUGGCUGUGACCGGACGGUACAUGGAGUCAGCCCGCAGGGCUUCCAGUGGUCGGGAUGCUCGGACAACAUCGCCUAUGGCGUGGCCUUCUCCCAGUCCUUCGUGGACGUGCGGGAGAGAAGCAAGGGGGCCUCAUCCAGCCGCGCCCUCAUGAACCUCCACAACAACGAGGCUGGCAGGAAGGCUAUCCUGACACACAUGCGGGUGGAGUGCAAGUGCCACGGGGUGUCGGGCUCCUGUGAGGUAAAGACGUGCUGGCGAGCCGUGCCGCCCUUCCGCCAGGUGGGCCACGCACUCAAAGAGAAGUUCGACGGCGCCACCGAGGUGGAGCCACGCCGCGUGGGCUCCUCCAGGGCGCUGGUGCCGCGCAACGCACAGUUCAAGCCGCACACGGAUGAGGACCUGGUGUAUUUGGAGCCCAGCCCGGACUUCUGCGAGCAGGACGUGCGCAGCGGCGUGCUGGGCACGAGGGGCCGCACGUGCAACAAGACGUCCAAGGCCAUCGACGGCUGCGAGCUGCUGUGCUGCGGCCGGGGCUUCCACACGGCCCAGGUGGAGCUGGCCGAGCGCUGCAGCUGCAAAUUCCACUGGUGCUGCUUCGUCAAGUGCCGGCAGUGCCAGCGGCUGGUGGAGCUGCACACGUGCCGGUGA